Paramecium sonneborni is the source of this 1901-nucleotide messenger RNA. Lineage: Eukaryota; Ciliophora; Oligohymenophorea; Peniculida; Parameciidae. The record is from the annotation of a GenBank genome assembly.
AAUAAAUGUAAGUGAGAGAAAUGAGUGAAGAAGUAAGGAAUGAUAAUCCUUACAGCAGAUUAAUGGCAUUAAAAAGAAUGGGAAUAGUUGAAAACUAUCAAUAAAUAAAGGAGUUUACAGUAUUAGUAGUAGGAGUAGGAGGUGUAGGAUCAGUUUUAUGUGAAAUGUUGACACGUUGUGGAAUUGGAAAAUUGAUAAUGUAUGAUUAUGAUAAAGUGGAAUUAGCAAAUAUGAAUAGGUAAUUAUGUUAUCAAAAUUGUAGAUUAUUUUUUACACCAUAAUAAGUAGGAUUAUCAAAAGUUGAGGCAGCAAAAUAAACUUUAUAGAAUAUUAAUCCAGAUGUAGUAAUUGAAGCAUAUAAUGAAAAUAUUACUUCAGGAACAGGAUUUAAUUAACUAUUAGAUAGAAUGUAAAAGGGUGCUCUUUAAGAAGGACCUGUAAAUCUAGUUUUAAGUUGUGUUGAUAAUUAUGCUGCACGUAUGACAAUUAAUAGUGCAUGUAAUGAAUUAGAUUAAGUUUGGAUGGAGAGUGGAGUAUCUGAAGAUGCUAUGUCUGCUCAUAUUUAAUUAAUGAUACCUGGAGAAACAGCAUGUUUUGCAUGUGCUGUACCUAUAGCAGUUGUUGAAAAUAAUGAAUAAUAAAUUAAAAGAGAAGGUGUAUGCGCAGCUUCAUUACCUACAACCAUGGGAAUUACUGCUGGAUUCUUAGCUUAAAAUACACUUAAGUAUUUAUUAGGUUUUGGAUAAACUACAUUUCUACUUGGAUAUAAUGCCCUCGCUGAUUUCUUCUAAAAUUAUGCUAUCAUGCCCAAUUCUGAAUGUAAAGAUCCUAAUUGCUUAAAAAGACAAAAACUUAAUUCAUCAAAUUUAAGAUUAAAUAAAUUAAAAAUGAGAAAAGAAUUAUCUCAAUAAAAAUAAUAAGUUAUUCAUACAGAAAAUGAAUGGGGAAUUGAAGUUGUUCCUGAUGAUAUACAAAUUAAUGAUUAAUAAUAACAAUCAUAACAAUUAUAAUCAUAAUCAUAAUCAUAAUCAUAAUCAUAAUCAUAAUCAUAAUCAUAAUCAUAAUCAUAAUCAUAAUCAUAAUCAUAAUCAUAAUCAUAAUCAUAAUCAUAAUCAUAAUCAUAAUCAUAAUCAUAAUCAUAAUCAUAAUCAUAAUCAUAAUCAUAAUCAUAAUCAUAAUCAUAAUCAUAAUCAUAAUCAUAAUCAUAAUCAUAAUCAUAAUCAUAAUCAUAAUCAUAAUCAUAAUCAUAAUCAUAAUCAUAAUCAUAAUCAUAAUCAUAAUCAUAAUCAUAAUCAUAAUCAUAAUCAUAAUCAUAAUCAUAAUCAUAAUCAUAAUCAUAAUCAUAAUCAUAAUCAUAAUCAUAAUCAUAAUCAUAAUCAUAAUCAUAAUCAUAAUCAUAAUCAUAAUCAUAAUCAUAAUCAUAAUCAUAAUCAUAAUCAUAAUCAUAAUCAUAAUCAUAAUCAUAAUCAUAAUCAUAAUCAUAAUCAUAAUCAUAAUCAUAAUCAUAAUCAUAAUCAUAAUCAUAAUCAUAAUCAUAAUCAUAAUCAUAAUCAUAAUCAUAAUCAUAAUCAUAAUCAUAAUCAUAAUCAUAAUCAUAAUCAUAAUCAUAAUCAUAAUCAUAAUCAUAAUCAUAAUCAUAAUCAUAAUCAUAAUCAUAAUCAUAAUCAUAAUCAUAAUCAUAAUCAUAAUCAUAAUCAUAAUCAUAAUCAUAAUCAUAAUCAUAAUCAUAAUCAUAAUCAUAAUCAUAAUCAUAAUCAUAAUCAUAAUCAUAAUCAUAAUCAUAAUCAUAAUCAUAAUCAUAAUAAUAAUAAUAAUCAUAAUAAUAAUAAUAAUCUAAUGAUACAUCUAAAGAUAAUACCAAUUUAGAAGACUUAAUGAAUCAAUUAAAGAGUUUACAGUGA